Phytophthora sojae is the source of this 399-nucleotide messenger RNA. RefSeq lists its product as hypothetical. The annotation marks the transcript as partial. The record is from RefSeq and is a predicted model, not a curated record. The transcript has a single exon. Lineage: Eukaryota; Oomycota; Peronosporomycetes; Peronosporales; Peronosporaceae.
AUGCAAGCGCUGAGUUCCAACGAACUGGUCAAAACUCUACGCGAUCAGCUCGCGCUUACGAGCAAAAGCGAGGAGCAGCUCAAACUGCAGACCAAGCAGCUCAUGGAACAGAACCAAACUCUGCAAGCAGAUCUGCUGGAGAAGAUCGCCUCGGAGACGAGCAAGUUCCAGAAGAUGGCGAAGCUGUCCGCGGAGAAUGAAUCGCUGGUGGAGGAGCUUGAGCGUAAGGAGAAUGCCAUCGGUGAGCGAGAGCUUGAGGAGCGGCUACGUAUGCGAGGCUUGAUCAUCCACGGUCUGCUGCGUACGAAAUCCCGAGACAUGCUUCACUCGGCCUUGUUCCAAUGGUCUGGUGCAGCUCGGGGCAUCACAACAGCUCGCUCUCGAGCACUGGCGUUGUUG